AUGGUGAUCACCAGCAAGAAGAAGCCCUCACCUCCUCAGGAACAGCCUUCCGCCUCGUCUUCUGACGUCGGUGGCCGUCGUAAACGUCCUUCUUUCAGAAAUGUGGUGCUUGAGGUGAUGAAUUUCAGCAAAUUCAGCAAGUACAUGGAGCCGAUUUUGGAGCCCUUAAUCCGCAAAGUUGUGAAAGAGGAAGUGGAAUCAGCAAUUGAAAAACAUAUGGCUGCCAUGAACUGGGAUAUCGAGAACAAAAAAGACUCUUUUGCCCCUAGAAGGCUACAACUACAGUUUCUAAGUAAUCUAUCUCUCCCAGUUUUCACUGGAACCCGAAUCGAAGGAGGAGACUGUAAUACCUUAAAAGUAGCCUUGAUUGAUGCAUGCACUGGAAAAACAGUUCCAAGUGGAAUCGGGUCAUCAGCAACAGUGGAAAUAGUGGUUCUUGAGGGAGAUUUUGAUUGCAAUGAAGGAGACAACUGGACAGUUGAUGAGUUUAAUAGUAAUAUUGUUAGAGAGAGACAAGGGAAGAAAUCACUUCUUUUGGGUAAUGUACGCUUGAAACUUGAUCAAGGUAUUGGUCUUGUGGGUGAUCUUUCCUUUACUGAUAAUUCAAGCUGGACAAGGAGUCGAAAAUUUAGACUUGGAGCACGUGUUUUGGAUAAUUCUGAUGAUGAUAGAGUCAGAGAAGCAAAGUCAGAGUCUUUUGUGGUCAGGGAUCAUCGUGGUGAAUUGUACAAGAAGCAUCACCCACCGUAUCUGUCUGAUGAGGUAUGGAGACUUGAAAAAAUUGGGAAAGAGGGAGCCUUCCACAAGCGGCUAAAUAAAGAUUCCAUCAAAACAGUAAAAGAUUUUUUAGCUCUCUUCUAUAUCGACCCAAAACGCCUUCGAAAAAUCCUUGGGUCGGGUAUGUCUACCAAAAUGUGGGAAACAACUGUUGAACAUGCUAAGAGCUGUGUGGUUGAUGAUAAAAAGCUGUAUUUAUACUGCCCUCGAUCUCUAAACAGAAAUGGUGUUGUGUUUAAUGUUGUGGGUCAAGUACUUGGACUUCUUUCAGACUCAAAGUAUGUUGCCAUUGAGAAGCUCUCUGAAGUUGAACGGGCUGAAGCAUAUAAAUUGGUGAUAUCUGCGUUUCAACAUCCGGAAAAAAUCGUCCCCUAUGAUGAUGAGGCCUCUCUUAGAACAGGCACUUGUUCUAUCUCUGAAGAUAUUUACCCUUCAAACACCAAAAUGAUAACAACAAGAGACCCCGAAUUCAGCAAAAUUAUAACUCCACAUAAAAAAGGCCGAUUCGAUUACCCACAAAUGAUCGCAUCAUCUCCAGAAGCUAUGUCAUCGAUUUAUUCGGUAUUGGGUAUCGAUAGCACAGAUGAAUACGGGUUACAUAGUAUGGAAUCUGAUGAUCUUAGGUUUGAUCAACCAUUGAAUUUAGUAUCGGAUACUUUGAUUUGUGACGCGGGGACUUUAAAGAGUCAUCAUGAUGAUGAUGAGGAUAUGCAGUAUUUUGGUACUUCUUCUUCUACACAGAAGGUGGAUUUGGAGUGUGCGGUUGAUGGGUUUUUCUUUCCCCAUUCUGCUAUUGGUAAAGCUCAAAGGAGAUGGAAGAUUGUGUCUAGUGUGUUGAAAUGGCUAUCGCUCAUGUUAGAGAUACGUGAGAGAGAUAUUAAGUACUCGGGCUCACCAUGAAAAUAUGGUUUGUGUAAUUGCUGCCCGGUUUUGAACAUUGUGUGCAGUUUUAGGUGGUGAGAUGUUGGAAAUAUUUGGUUAAAAGCGUGUAUAGAAACAUGUAUUUAGUUGUGUAUUUAUUCUAGUAUCUAUCUGCAAAGGGUUAUUCUUUCAGCAACCCUGUGAGGUUGGCCUACAUCCUCAUGUGCACCCCAUGAGCAUCAUGCAGGUGAAAUCAGUUGUAGUCGGUCACAAAAGCCUAAUCACUGGGGUGCAUGUAUAAUACUAAUUAUAUGUAUGAGAUCCGACCGGGUUGGAACCGAAAAGUACGUAAUCUCCAAAGUAGUUAAUGAC
Lactuca saligna is the source of this 2010-nucleotide messenger RNA. Lineage: Eukaryota; Viridiplantae; Streptophyta; Magnoliopsida; Asterales; Asteraceae. The record is from the annotation of a GenBank genome assembly.